Molossus molossus (Pallas's mastiff bat) is the source of this 4363-nucleotide messenger RNA. RefSeq names its product aspartate beta-hydroxylase (gene ASPH). The record is from RefSeq and is a predicted model, not a curated record. Bases 46 to 2232 code for a protein of 728 amino acids. NCBI's taxonomy places the organism in Eukaryota, Metazoa, Chordata, Mammalia, Chiroptera, Molossidae. The transcript is spliced from 25 exons. Gene Ontology annotation, biological process: peptidyl-aspartic acid hydroxylation. Gene Ontology annotation, molecular function: peptidyl-aspartic acid 3-dioxygenase activity; protein binding. Gene Ontology annotation, cellular component: endoplasmic reticulum; membrane.
GAUGACUUGCCUGGUCUGGCCGCAGUAUGACUGUCAUCAUCUGUCAUGAAUGCUCUCUGCUCUGAUUCAGGGCAGUGGGGAAGGGACACGAAGCACGGGGGACAGAAGAAUGGAAGGAAAGGAGCGCUCUCCGGGAGCUCAUUCUUCACGUGGUUUAUGGUCAUUGCGCUGCUGGGCGUCUGGACAUCGGUGGCUGUCGUCUGGUUCGAGCUGGUUGAUUAUGAGGAAGUUUUAGGAAAACUAGGAGUCUAUGAUGCAGAUGGUGAUGGAGAUUUCGAUGUGGAUGAUGCCAAAGUUUUAUUAGGUCUUAAAGAAAGAUCUGCUUCAAAACCAACAGUCCGACCCGAAGAGGCUGAGACAUUCCGUGGGCAGGAGGAGCAGGUUCCUGAGGGGACAGGACCUCAGCAUAUUGAAGAUGAAAUACAAGAAGAAAUGCAUUCCUCUCUUCACGAAACAGUAUACACAGAACAUGGAGAAGACCUGCAGCCAGAGGAGGACGGGCCAGCAGAACAGCAACCGGACGAGGACGAUUUCCUCGUAGGAAGUGACGCAGAGGACAGAAUCGAGCCCCUGGAAACUGGCACAUUUCAGGAAGAAACUGAAGAUAGUUACCAUGUAGAAGAGACAGCUUCACAGGCCUCUGAUCAGGAUGUGGAAGAGAUGAUGUAUGAGCAGGAAAACCCAGAUUCCACUGAACCAGUAAUAGAUGAUGAUGAAAGAAUGUACCAUGAUGCAGAUGAUGUAACGUACCAAGACUAUGAUCAACAAGUAUAUGAACCAUCGGAAGGUGAAGGGGUGGAAAGCUCAGAUACUGGUGUGGAAGAGUCAAACGUAAUUUUAGAAGAAGUACCUGUGCCCCCCGCGGAGGAGCAGCAGGAAAUACCACCAGAAACAAAUAGGAAAACAGAUGAUCCAGAACAAAAAGAAAAAGUUAAGAAAAAGAAGCCUAAACUAUUAAAUAAAUUUGAUAAGACUAUUAAAGCUGAACUUGAUGCUGCAGAAAAACUCCGUAAAAGGGGAAAAAUUGAGGAAGCAGUGACUGCAUUUGAAGAACUAAUUCGUAAAUACCCUCAGAGUCCACGGGCCAGAUAUGGGAAGGCACAGUGUGAAGACGACUUGGCUGAGAAGAAGAGGAGCAACGAGGUGCUGCGCAAGGCCAUCGAGACCUACCAGGAGGUGGCCAGCCUGCCCGACGUCCCCGCGGGCCUGGUGAAGCUGAGUUUGAAGCGGAGGUCAGAGAGACAGCAGUUCCUAGGUCAUAUGAGAGGUUCUCUUGUUACACUGCAGAAAUUAGUUGAACUAUUUCCUGAUGACACUUCCUUAAAGAAUGACCUUGGAGUGGGGUAUCUCCUGAUAGGAGAUAAUGACAAUGCCAAGAAGGUUUAUGAAAAGGUUCUGAAUGUAACACCUAAUGAUGGCUUCGCUAAAGUACAUUAUGGCUUCAUCCUGAAGGCACAGAACAAGAUUGCAGAAAGCAUUCCCUAUUUGAAGGAAGGAAUAGAAUCUGGGGACCCUGGCACUGAUGAUGGGCGAUUUUAUUUCCACCUGGGGGAUGCCAUGCAGAGGGUUGGGGACAAAGAGGCAUACAAGUGGUACGAGCUGGGGCACCAGCGGGGCCACUUUGCGUCUGUGUGGCAGCGGUCCCUCUACAACGUGAACGGACUGAGGGCCCGGCCCUGGUGGACCCCUGAGGAGACGGGCUACACGGACUUAGUGAAGUCCUUAGAAAGAAACUGGAAGUUGAUCCGAGACGAAGGCCUCGCGGUGAUGGAUAGAAGCAAAGGCCUCUUCCUGCCCGAAGAUGAAAACCUGAGGGAGAAGGGGGACUGGAGCCAGUUUACCCUGUGGCAGCAAGGAAGAAAAAAUGAAAAUGCCUGUAAAGGAGCUCCCAAAACCUGUUCUUUGCUAGACAAAUUCCCGGAGACAACAGGAUGCAGAAGAGGACAGAUCAAAUACUCCGUCAUGCACCCAGGAACUCACGUGUGGCCGCACACGGGGCCCACGAACUGCAGGCUCCGAAUGCACCUGGGAUUGGUGAUUCCCAAGGAAGGCUGCAGGAUCCGGUGUGCCAACGAAACCAAGACCUGGGAAGAAGGCAAGGUGCUCAUCUUUGACGACUCCUUUGAGCACGAGGUGUGGCAGGACGCCGCGUCUUUCCGGCUGAUAUUCAUCGUGGACGUGUGGCACCCGGAGCUGACACCCCAGCAGAGACGCAGCCUGCCUGCAAUUUAGCAUGUCGCGCGGGCUCGGGACACACUGGAGAGCGGCUGCCUUUCUGCCUCUAUCUCCUCGGCUGUGGGGAUAGACGUUCAAACACCAAUGCCCUUAAUUUCCUUGAUUUGCAGCCUGAAAAUUUCUAAACCUCCUCCCAGGGUUAGAAGACACUAAAGGGAACAUUUGCCUCGCUGCAGUGCACUUAGAAAAUACCCUGCUGUAUUUCAUCCCAGGACAGCACCAAUCUGGUGCCUGUAUUUCAGGUAAACACAUGAGAGCUUCUACCUUACUAGCCAAAGAUAUUUUUUUUCCAUUUAGAAUAGGCUAGAUCAGUGUACAGCGAGAAUACAUGUAGAAACUGUGAAUGGAUUGCUUUAGCUUGUAAUUUUUCUAUGCAACUAUAUUUUUGUAGGGUAGCUACAGGAUUUUUGUCAUCACAUACCACCACUUUUUUGUUGAUUUUAAUGACAAGCUGUGUAAAUGCUUUACUUCAAGCUGCUUAAUGAUAACUUUCCUGGUGAACUCAGACUUCCCUCUUUUAAUUAUUUUUAGGCAAAGACACUCAUGAAAGAAAACAUUUUAUUUUCCUAAAACACAGGAGAUUAUGCCAAUGUGUAUGAAUUGUACAGCUCCCUGCCCACUAAGUCUACUUACUUGUUUCUCUUCAUCGAGAGCCAGUAUGUUCAUUUCUGUCCUCACCAUGUGAAUGGUGGAGAGACUGUCAAAUGGCAUUUCUUUCUAAGAGAAAGCAUUUAUACUAAAAAGGGACAUGGAAUCAUUUUGUAUUGAGUUAUAAAAGUGCCACAUGUAAAAAUUUUUAAUGCCAAGUGUUAGAGCUUGGGGGAAAAAGGUAACUUUUUCCAACUGAAAGUUUUCUCUCGGGGUCGGUAGAUAGGUGGCCACCAGGACUCCAGCCCCCGGCCUCCUUGCUGCCCGUGAGGCUGGAAUCCAGGGUGUCACUGCCUAUUGCAGACCUGUGGGGAUGGCACCGUCCUCGAGAGGAUUCCCAAACAAUUUUGCGAAAAUACAAAAGGUAGCUGAGUGCAGAGCGGUAAUGCCGGGAUCUUUGUCCUGGGUGUAGGAUGUCGAGAUCGCUUUCCUCUUUGAAAGAGUUUGGAAGACUCUUCCAGCUCCCUGGCUUGAGACUUCUGCCAUUUAGACAUCACUUUGAAAUAGCAAUUAUUAUCCGUGGUUUAGUUUUUAAAUUACCCACAGCAUAGCAAUAACUGUUGAAAAAUGGUCUUGCCUACUCAUCCAAAGAUGACCAAGACAUUAAUUUGGUAGAUCACUAAUGCAUUAAAUUUUGUUUUUAAAAUGAAAGCUAACUAGAAAUGUUAGCUGUAAGAGUGUAACAAUGUUAAUGCACUGAAUUUUAAGCCAAUAUGAACAAAAAUGCUGGCAAAAGGACACAGAGGUUAGCAAAUACCACUUGUAAAUAGGUAGAGAAACACUUAUGCUUUUUUUUCCAUCCAAGGACAAAGGAGGAUUUUUUUUUUUUUUAAUCUCAGUUAAAAAACAGUUCUUUAAAAUUGAAAUUAACCUUUUUUGCUUGUCUUUAAGCACAUUAGCUUCCAGGACAAGAGUUUGCAAAAUAUAUUUUGUGUUUCCUUCUUUUUUGCCAAUGUUCAAAAACUCACUAAAAUGGAUGAAGAAGUAUGUGAGGAAAAAUACUAAAAUUAAUUACCAAAGUCCAGAAGAAAAAACAAACUCUUGAAAAAUUAAAGGGUGUUUGUGUCCUUCCAUAUUUAUUGAACAGAGGAAAUGACUAACAAAGGACAAUACAAUCCAGUGUGGUAACAUUCAUGUCAUUUGCAGAAUUGGGUUCUUGAAUGUAUGUUGCACACGCACAAAGACAUUCAAAGUACUAGUGUCAUUGUUGAACCAUCAUCUUACAUUCAUGUAAUGAAAUCUUGGAAUGGAGUAAAAACUAGCUCUUAACUUAGUAAUUAUAACAUGGUAUUUAAAAUCAGGUCACUACAGGAUUCUAAAUAUUGCCAACUGAAAAGCCAGAAGUGUUAUUACUGUUGCAAAGGGUUGGCAAUAAUUGACUCCAAUAGCAUUUUAAGUACUUGGUUUUCACAACUACCUUAUAAACCCAAGUAAUAAAAUGGAUUUUCUAAUUCACUUUAAUUCUUCAUCUUUCUUCCCU